UUUGACGUCCUCUCUGUAUUGCAAAAUUGCCACUUCUGGCGAGAGAACGGAUUAAUACUUUUUUUGUUAUAAUAUAAGACAACAAUAUUGAAGUGUUUGUAACAGAAGUGUUUCCGACUGUUUGACGUCCUCUCUGUAUUGCUAAUUUGCCACCUCUGGCGAAAGAACGGAUUAAUACUUUUAUUUGGUUAUGAUAUAAGACAACAAUAUUGAAGUGUAUGUAACGGAAAACUUGGCGAUGGGUCGACAAUUCAAAAUAUCGAUUUUGUUUUCAAUAAUUGCAAUAGUGAACGGAUAUGAUCUAGUUCAUGAUUUAAAAGAUCGUCAGAAGUCCGCAGAUCAAGCUUUAGAUUACAUGAAAAUCGGGUUGCAGGAAUUUAGUAAAGGUAUUGAAAAGAUGGUGAUGAAGAGACUUGAGGGAGUCGAAAACAUUGUUGACGAAAAUAUAAAACAAAUGAUAGGAAAUGCUACAAGGAACAUUGAAGAUCAAUCCACAGACCAAAGUGAAAAAAUCAGCGAAAAACUACUUUCCGCUUUAGUUGAUAAGAAAAUCAGUGACUUACUUUUCACAACCCAGAUCGAGCAGCGUCUUUUCAGACAGGAAAUGGUGUCCGUCACAUCCAUUUUAUUUGGGAAACUAGAAAAAAUCAGUGAUGUUAUUUCCGUAACUCAGACCGAACAACGACAUUUUAACGAGGAAAUUAAGUUUCUUUCAACUAAUUUAUCUGAGAGAAUCGAUCAGAAAAUCAGUGAUCUUAUUACCACGACACAGACCGAACAACGACACUUACGCCAAAAAUUUGACUAUUUUAUGACAAAUCUGACUAAAAAUAUUGAAGAAAAAAUCAUAGAUGUACACUCUACAACUCACACCGAACAGCAAGUCUUUAACAAGAAUAUCGAGUCUCUUUUAUAUAAUUUUUCUGAGAACGUUGAUAACAAAAUCAGUAAUAAGCUAUCUGCUAUUCAGACCGAACAACAAACAUUAAAACAGGAUUUGUUCUCACGUACAGACUAUCUGGUUGGAAAGGUCGACGAUAUAAGAAAUACGAGUAUGUAUUUGGCUGAGCAGCUUUUUUCAGGAGAAGCUAUAGAUAUGCUUAGAAACGUGGAAGUGAUCCGCCAAUAUCUUCUAAAGGCCCAUGACAUGGCAGGUACCGAUUGUGCGGACAUUUUGAAGAAAUAUCCCAACACCAGAUGGAAUAACGGCGUGUACAAUAUUACAGUUUCACCGAUUAAAUUCAAGGCUGUGUACUGUGAUAUGACCACUGACAACGGGGGAUGGACGGUGAUUCAGCAGAGAGUAAAUGGAUCGGUGGACUUUUACCGUAACUGGACGGAAUACAAGAACGGGUUUGGAUAUGCUGAUCACGAGUAUUGGAUUGGAAAUGACAUGCUACAUAGAUUGACAUCACUGAAGCCCCAGGAACUGCGAGUUGAUAUGGAGAGAUUCAACGGAGAAAAGGGAUAUGCUGUCUACUCACGGUUUUCUGUCGGGGAUGAGGCCAGUAAAUAUAAACUGGAGGUGCAGUGGGGGUACAGUGGGAAUGCAGGGAAUAGCCUUGAUUACCAUAAUAAUAUGACGUUCUCUACACCGGACCAGGAUAACGACGGGUACAGCGGUAACUGUGCCAACUACUACAGAUCGGGAUGGUGGUUCGACAGCUGUUACUACGCCAACCCUAAUGGGCAGUACACCGACUCUGAGAAAAAUGGUACUAAAUACAUUGUAUGGCAUCACUGGGAAAACUCGUACAUGUCUCUAAAAGCGAUCCAGCUGAUGAUUCGUCCUCGAGCCUGAUAUCUUAGUUUCACUGUAACCUCAUUAUAAAGCCAAGAAGAACUCUCUUUGUGUUGAUACGAUCAUUGUGAUAGAUCAAUGCUCAUCUUAAGCAUCGAUUUUGUUACAUCAUUAUGUAAACUCUCAAGCGUUCAUUAUAAAUGCAUUUAUUGAUUGCGAUGAGUUCAAAUAGAUUUAAUAAUGCGCUAUCAUAAUAGUGAUUGCAGAACAAUGUGUAAAUCUGGUAUUCAUAUAUAUAAAUAUAUAUUAAAUAUACCCAAGUAAUCAAAUUAUUCAUUAUGUUAUGUGGUGAUAACGAUUAUUAAAUCAUGUUUAUUGUUUUGUGGAAACCGCGGUGUAGCGCUCUUCUAUCUCAUUUAUAUUAUAGAAUACAUGCAUAUGUAAGCUAUUUAUAGUUAUCACGUGUUAAAAAACUUCUAUGACGUCACCCAUUGUUUUUAGUCAACGUUUAUUUUCACUAUUCAACCAGCAGGUGUUGGAUUUAUAAAUAUCCAACUGAUAGGAGUUGGAUAUUUUUAAUAUCCAACCGUCAAUCAGUUGGAUAUUCAAAUAUCCAACUGGGCAUUAAAAAAAGAAAACUGAAAAAUGUUGAAACGUGUAUUUCCAACAUGAUUCCAUAUUUAUAAAAUAGAAUUUUGUCAUCCAUAAAUGUAUAUCCGAUAAGCCACGAAUAAAUUUUUUGCAGAAAUUUCUCCUUUUUUUUAAUUUUGAUAGAUUCGGGAUCACACAUAAAUCACUUUCAUAAACUUUUAGACUUCCUCUUUGAACCUCGAACCAUAUCACUCCUUCUUAUUAGUUUAACAAUAUAGGAAAUAUUGUCGCACUAUGACUUCAUAAGACUCCUAUCAAUUUUUUAGAUAAAUCAUCGUCUGUUAAUUGACGUCAAAAUUUUGAUUUUUCUUUCGCCUUGUAAGUUUAAAAUAUCAUGCAUUCAAACGGUAUCCAUGUCUUUCCAGGAACUGUGGAUCUCUAUAUACAUAGUGCAAGUGUCUACUUUGCGUUAAAAAAUUCAUCUUCUAAAUCUAUGUCUGCUCAGUACAGCGGUAUCGUUUUCAAUAACUUGCGCACCUGUUCACUCGUCCAUGAUUAAAAAGGUGUGUUUGGUUAGGCUAUUGUGUAUGGUAUUGCUGGAAUUAUACUUUUGUAUGACAUCACAAUGGGAUAUAUGAAUGGGUCAAUGCUUUUUAGAGGCUCAAAUGGGGGAAAUUUUUUUUAAGUAGGAUAAAUAACGAGAUAGUGUUGAAUAGUUUAGAGAAAACAUCCCGUCCUCGGGCCUUCGGCCCUCGGAGGGAAUGUUUUCUCUAAACUAUUCAACACCAUCUCGUUAUUUAUCCAUUACAUAAUGCACCGAGGUGGUACUACUUAAUUUUAUAGCAAUGGCAUUUAUUUAAACGGAAAAUAAUAAGUUUUUGGUUUGAUUCAAAACAGUAGCUUAAUCUUGUGAUUUCGUAUAUAACUGUCAAAAUAGACGCUAAACUGUCCAUAUGCUUCCUUAAUUAACCUAUUCGCGGAGAUUAUAUUUUCGCAAAAACAAGUUUCUGUUGUUUUAUUGUACGUAUAUUUAAAAAUACAUUUGUUUUAAACUUGUUUUGCAACUUUUUUUUUUCUUUACAAUUGUUUAAUGUACCUUGGUUUUUUUUGCCUUGCUCUUGAACGCUAGUCCAACCAAUAUACUUGUAAGGAAGGUGACGUAUUCUGAAAUUACUCAUUCAACAGAUUUAAAAAAAAACUGAAACAGCAUUUUUUCUUUUUCUUUUAUUACAAUGGAAGUAUAAAUCUAUUUUUUUAAUUGAGUGAAAAUCGAAUUUUAGCAACUUUAUAUAAAACUUUAUAUACAU
Messenger RNA from Magallana angulata, 3639 nucleotides. Its product is annotated as fibroleukin-like. The coding region runs from base 239 to 1801 and encodes 520 amino acids. The transcript is spliced from 4 exons. Lineage: Eukaryota; Metazoa; Mollusca; Bivalvia; Ostreida; Ostreidae. The record is from RefSeq and is a predicted model, not a curated record.